GGCGCAUCUCUGCACCACCCGCAGCCUCCCCGUCCUUUUCCAAAGAGCUCUCCUGCCGCAGUCGGGCCCAAAUUAAUUCUCUGCACUUGUGUGCGAGCACACACACGAGUUCCCCCGGCACGAUCCUCCCAUCUACCCCCAACCCCGUGGGGGCAGGUUUUCAACCAUUAACCUCCCAGCUACCUGGGGGGAGGUAGUAGCAAUGGAGCGGGGUGCGUUUUGCUAGUUGAAAGGCAGCAAAAUUAGCUGCCAUGCAAAAAGGGUUCUAUUUCUUGGAUUUUUGGACAAAGAAAUGCAAGAUGCUGUCCGGCCCGAGCCCCGAGAUGAGAUCCCGAGCGCUCGAGUCGGCAGACUGAUGGCUCCUGGGCCGGUUUCCCCAGAGCGAUGGUUUUAAAGCCCCAGCGCCCUAGCCUUUGUACCUCCUGUUUAUCUGCCUUUUCUUCCUCCUUUCCUCCCUUCCCUCCCCUUUCUCCUAUUCCUCUUCCAUCCCUACUCCAUCCCGCCCCACCGCCACCAGCAGCACCCACAAGACGAGGUCCUUCGGUCGGGUUGGGGCUCCCAGCCGGAGCGUGGGGAGGGCGCCUCCCCAUCCCCUCCUCCCUAUCCCCUGCCUCGGCUGGGGUUUUACUGCGGCAGCCGGAGGUGACAGCGACGCCUGGGUCUCCUCGGUUGCUCUCGGAGCCCCGGCUUCCCUGCACUGCCAAAGCGCCCCCUCCUGAGAGCCUAAUCUCGGGAGAAGUGUUAAGCAGCUACGGAAAAGAGCAUUUUAACGUGCAGAAGUCUCCGGGCUGCUUUUCUCCGAGGGCAGUGUAAUCUCCCAGGACAGAGUGGCAGCGCUUGGGAAGUUGGGACCUGAGAGCAAAGGGGGGAGGGGAGUGGUGCAGCCAGCAUUCUCUUCUGGAAGGAGUCACCGAGAGCCUGCGGUUGGAUACAAGUUUGCGUAAGAGUGUUUUCCUUUUGUCAAUUAUUAAUCACCGGAAUCAGUUUGGCAAAAUCGGAGUUUUAGCAAUAGUGCAGAGGGCGGGGCCCGAACACCUAACUCUGGGAGCCUCAGAGACACCCCGCGCAGUGGGUAGCUCGCAGCAGCUGGGGAGGAGCCACAGCAUCCCUGCUCUCCUAAAACCAGUAGAUGAAGGAACAAUAACCCAGGGAAGAGAAGGCAUCCACAUCAUUCAAAGGAGGCAAAAAGCAGAGAACCAGACGUGGACCUUCCUGGGCAGGACAGACUCUAUACAGCUUGAAGGGGUCAACCAUGGAUUUCAAACGUGUGAAGGAGUAUUUUGCCUGGAUCUACUAUCAGUACCAAAUUAUUACCUGCUGUGCCGUCAUGGAGCCUUGGGAGCAAUCUAUGUUUAAUACUGUUUUACUCACCAUUGUAGCUAUGGUGGUAUACACUGCUUAUGUCUUCAUCCCAAUCCACAUUCGCCUGGCUUGGGAGUUUUUCUCAAAAAUAUGUGGAUAUCACAGUACAAUUUCUAACUGACUUCAUUUGCAUUCUAUGAGAUGGUACUCUGUUUAUGUUGCUUACAACUUACUGACCUAGGUGACUUCUGUGUCGUCGUUCACUUACUGGCCUGACCAGCACUCUUCUAUGCAGUCAUAUCCUGCCUGGGGUAUGAAAUAGGCGUCUUCCAGUUGCUUCUGUAUAUGCUGCCUUGGGCACAGAACAUAGAAAAGACAAAGACUUUACCUUGCUUCCCAUAUUUGACUAUCUCAAAUCAAUGGCUUUAAAUUUCUUUUGAAAUAGGAUGCUUUCUUAUGAAACUUCUCUGGAAAUUGGUUCAUAAGAGACUUACCAGAAUCAUAUUUAAAAUGCUUCCUUGAUAUCUAUUCUGUACUAAAGGAUAUUUUACAAAACUUUCUUUUCUUCAAAGGCUACCAUUUAAAGUA
Jaculus jaculus (lesser Egyptian jerboa) is the source of this 1890-nucleotide messenger RNA. RefSeq names its product serine palmitoyltransferase small subunit B (gene Sptssb). Gene Ontology annotation, molecular function: serine C-palmitoyltransferase activity. Gene Ontology annotation, cellular component: serine palmitoyltransferase complex. Bases 1253 to 1483 code for a protein of 76 amino acids. Lineage: Eukaryota; Metazoa; Chordata; Mammalia; Rodentia; Dipodidae. Gene Ontology annotation, biological process: ceramide biosynthetic process; endoplasmic reticulum organization. The record is from RefSeq and is a predicted model, not a curated record. The transcript is spliced from 3 exons.